GUGUGUGUGUAUGUUGAAAAACUAUGAAACGAUAAACUGGAAACGACUAACAACAACAAAAAAAAAGAAUGAUAGGAAAAAAAAUAAGAGUUUGCCCUUCCCAAAAUAUAAUAUUUUCAAACAAAACUGACAUAAGUUUGCAUUGAAGUUUAUGGUGUUUUUUUUUGUUUUGUUUGGGGUAGAAAAAAUACAACCAUAUACAGAUCACAAGCAUCAGAACUCACGCAAUUCGACUUUUUUUUCGUUCGUCUUUUUUCUUCAGAACCCAACCAUUAUUUGAUUCGAUUUUCGAACGUCAUUUGAGAUUUAGACACUGAUCAGAUUGGAUGAUGUUUUUGUUUUGAUGAUUGCAUGUUGAAUUUUUUUUUAUCGAUUAUCAAUGAAUUUUUUAAUGUGUAUAAAAUGAUGAAAUAUCGAUUAAAACCAUUUUUAAAUAGUGGAUCAUCAUCAUCAUCAUCAUUUGAUCUGAUGAAUUCGAUCAUAAUGAUUAAAUCAUUGAUAAUUAUAUUAUCGAUUUAUUGUCCAAUGAUCUCAUGUGGUAAAUCAUUCAUACCGAUAACAGCAACAUCAUCAUCAUCAUCAUCAUUAUCGUCAUUAUCAUUAACAACAUCCACACAGCAAUCAUCAGGAUCAAUAUUUCCAACUGGAUCAACAUUGGAAAAUUCAUUAUUCACAAUGGAUAAUCAAAUUUUAAAUUCUAAUUUAAAUAAUGAUCAUUCACAUCAUCAACCAUCAAGCCAUAAUGAAGAAGAUCAUCAUACAAUAACGAUGAAAAAACCUAAAUAUAAUUGGUGGCGUCUAGGUACAAGAAAAAAUUAUGCCAAACAUUAUCUACAUUUAAAUGCAACAACAUUCAAACAACGUUGUCCGCACAUUGAUUUUCUAUCGCCAUUACAACAGGAAUUAUGUUCAUUACAUCCGAAUGUAUUACAUACUGUUAGUCGUGGUGCACGUUUCGGUAUUGAAGAAUGUCAAUUCCAAUUCAAAAUGAAUCGCUGGAAUUGUUCGGCUAUGGAUGCCGAUUCUGUAUUUGGUCCAAUCAUUGAUAUCAAUAGCCGAGAAAAAGCAUUCAUCCAUGCAAUAUCAACGGCUGGUGUUGUUUAUAGUGUAACACGUGCCUGUACCAAAGGUGAAUUAAGCCAAUGUGGUUGUGAUGAUAAGGUUAAAAGUCAAGAUGUACAAGGCAAAUGGGAUUGGGGCGGUUGUUCGGAUGAUAUCUAUUAUGGUGCAGAAUUUACACGACGUUUUAUUGAUUCGAUUGAAGAUCCAAACACAUCCGAAGGUGUUAUGAAUUUACAUAAUAAUGAAGUUGGACGGCGGGUUAUCAAAUCUAAAAUGGAAUUAGUAUGCAAAUGUCACGGGGUAUCCGGUUCAUGUACAGCAAAAGUUUGUUGGCGUCGUUUGAAACCAUUUCGUGAAGUUGGACAGGAAUUGGCACAAAAAUUUGAUGGUGCUACACAUGUAAAAAUAGUUCAAAGUAGAAAAAAACGUAGCCGUUUGAAACCGGCACAGAAAAAUGUUAAAAGACCAUCAAAACGUGAUCUAGUUUAUUUGGAAGAUUCACCUGAUUUCUGUUUCCAUAAUGCAUCUAAUUCGUCACGAAUUUUCUCUGUUUUUGAUACGGGCGGUGGUCGGUUGAAUUUCGCAAUUUAGAAAAAAAAAAUUCAUUCUGGAAAAAAAUGGACAACCCUUGUUUUUUUUCGUCCAAGGUGUGGUCCCUAAUAUCGCACAAUAUUCAUCAUACAACCCACCAAUACCAAACCGCCACAAACAUUGGCUAAUUUAGUGAUGAUUUUUUUUUCGUCCAAUACAGAAUCGAUUCGUAAUUGUAAAUAGCAGAUACUCAUCAUUCGAAAUCAAUUUUUUCUCUCGCUUUCUCUCUUGAUUGAUUAAUGACACGCACACAACUAUUAUUCACAACAAUUCUUAAUGAAUUGAAUUAUCGAAAGUUUUUUUUCUUGCCAUAUUAAAAAUGUAUAACACGCAACGAUACCCCAGAUCAUCAUCAGCAUCAUAAUCAUCUGUUUGAAAUGAAAAAAUUUUUUUUUAAAUUAAUUUGUCC
Molecule: messenger RNA, 2062 nt
Organism: Dermatophagoides farinae (American house dust mite)
Lineage: Eukaryota; Metazoa; Arthropoda; Arachnida; Sarcoptiformes; Pyroglyphidae
Source: RefSeq, a predicted model, not a curated record